This is a messenger RNA of Talaromyces proteolyticus, 2064 nucleotides long. Its product is annotated as SUR7/PalI family-domain-containing protein. The transcript has 2 exons. Gene Ontology annotation, cellular component: plasma membrane; growing cell tip; cell division site. The record is from RefSeq and is a predicted model, not a curated record. Bases 1 to 2064 code for a protein of 687 amino acids. Lineage: Eukaryota; Fungi; Ascomycota; Eurotiomycetes; Eurotiales; Trichocomaceae.
AUGUUGCUGAAACCCGCUACUCCCCUCACCGUGCUGCUGCUGGCCGCCUUUGCUCUGCUUCUCCUCUCGACCCUGUCGACUCCCGUCAUAAAGCAGGUGCCUUUGGCAACUUUCAAGAAUGUCGACUUUGGCGUGUUUGGAUACUGCAGAGGCGAUGUCUGCACCCCCGCUCGGGUGGGAUACGACACCAGCAACAUCUUCGGCACUGAGGAUUCAGAUGGCGUCGACUUUAACCUGCCUUCGAGUGCCCGAAACUCACUUUCGUCGAUCCUCAUAGUUCAUCCCGUCGCCGCCUUCUUGGCUCUCAUUUGCUUGAUCAUGGCUGCUGCCUCGCAUUUCCACUCGCCGUCGCAUUCCCCUCGAUAUCUUCUCGCUCUCCUGAUUCUCCUGCUUCCAACCGUUCUAGUAUCGCUGUUAGCAUUCCUGGUCGACAUUCUGCUCUUCGUACCGCACCUGCAAUGGGGUGGGUGGAUUGUACUGGCCUCUACCAUCAUCUUGGUCGCCUGCGGGGUUGUCACCUGUGCGAUGCGUCGAACCCUCGUUAGCCGGAAGGCGCGCAAAAAGCGCAUCGCUGAAAACGCUGAGAUGAGUGGCGCAGGCUUCUAUGCUCGGCAGAACGCAGAAUCCGCCGCACUCGCCAAAGCAGAGUCUCCUCCCCCGAUGAGCACCGACACGAACGCUCCUUUACUCGUAGGUCCCAACCAACCAUCCUUCACCUCGGCGCCAACAUUUGCUACGUACGAUUCAGCCACUACAACAACUGAAGAUGAGUUGCGAAAACUACAUUCGCGGACGCCUUCCAAUCGAGUGCCCCAAGGCGAAGGAGAAAUGGACCAAUUUGGCACUGCAAGUCGACCGACACGACCUGGAUAUAACGGUCCACGUGAUGAAUACGGCAAUCCCAUCCCUCCCACAAUGCCAGGCACUUACCGGACAGAUCCUGGAAUGAUGAGGUCUAAUUCGGAUCCCCGACUCAAUAAUCAAUACUCCGAUGGCAGCUUGGGCUCUCGGCGUGGCCCUUCUCCGCAGAGCUAUGGAGUCGCUGGACAGCCGCCGCGUAAUCGAGGAUACCCACCACCUCGAGGAGGAUAUGCACCUGGUGCACCUUACGGUGGCCGUGGGCGAGGUCCCCCGACAAAUGGCCGAGGUGGCUCUAUGCGUAGCAUGCGUGGAGGACCGCCGCCUCGCAAUAUGGGACCUGGUCGAGGACCUCCUCCUGGUUAUCCUCCAGGACGUGAUGAUGGAUAUGAUACGUACGCAGCGGUUCCUCGUCGACCGUCGGACCGUGUCAGUCCCAACUUUUCUACUCCAUAUAAUCUACGUAAUCCAUCUGCAUCUCAGCCAAAUCUCCCUGAAGUUGAAGAACCCGGCCACAGCUUCGAGAUGGUGCCGCAAAGUAGUGAGCCUAAUCUUCGUGUUCGGAACGAGUAUCUCGAGGGUCAGCGAGAUUCACACAAUCAGUCUAUACCCAGCCCUACGAGUGUUUACAGCAGCGAACCCUACGUACCACCGCGAUCUGCCUGGUCAAACAACCGGGCGAUGGCUUCUAGUCAACCACGCGACAUAAAUACGAAUCCUACACAACAUAUGCGGUCUGGAUCAGGAGAUCAUUACUUUGAGGAUGUGGAGCCCAGGUUCGCCGAAGUGCCUACCGCGGGGGGCAGUGGAGGGAGUGGAAGCGCAGUCCCAUCAGCUCUCAUGGCGGGACGACCAGCUGGUGAGAUCCCACCACAAUCAUCCUCACUCAACAUCCCCGGUGAGCAACCCAUGGGGGAACCUCCUCGCUCACCAGCCGUUAGUGAUAUAAGCCACACAAGUCACUUUACGUCGAUUUCCGAACGGCCGAUCAACCCGCAUUGGCAACCUCCUUCUCCUCCACCUGUCCCGUCGAACCUGAGAUCGGCACCCCAGCCACGCGUGCAGGAUAUGGUUUUACAAGGAAACCCAGAUUUUGAAUUACCUGUCGCGGCUGGUCGAGGGGGUCCUCGAUAUGGCCGCGCCGGUCGAAUGGCUCCAGUGAUCGACUCUAAGUCAGGCGGGCGUUAUCCUAAUGCCACCAUGUAG